Molecule: messenger RNA, 5457 nt
Organism: Sus scrofa (pig)
Lineage: Eukaryota; Metazoa; Chordata; Mammalia; Artiodactyla; Suidae
Gene: PIK3C2G
Product: phosphatidylinositol-4-phosphate 3-kinase catalytic subunit type 2 gamma
Biological process (GO): phosphatidylinositol-mediated signaling; cell migration; phosphatidylinositol-3-phosphate biosynthetic process
Cellular component (GO): plasma membrane; cytoplasm; phosphatidylinositol 3-kinase complex
Molecular function (GO): 1-phosphatidylinositol-4-phosphate 3-kinase activity; 1-phosphatidylinositol-3-kinase activity; phosphatidylinositol binding
Source: RefSeq, a predicted model, not a curated record
UCCAUUUCAUUGUGCACCGUAGUGAAUCAUUAAACAUGCAAUGAGCUUCUGAGCUUGCUCUUUUUGCAUUUUAAUGACAAGAGAAAUAACCUUAAAACAAAGAAGAAAUACGGCAUCACUUUCCAAUUUAAAAAGUGGAGCCAAACACAGGACAGCAAUCUCCGUGAGUAGAAGAAAUGAAAGAUUGGAGCUCUGGGCCACCAAGGUAGCUGCUAUUUUCGGGAAAGGGUACCAGAAAAGAAGGCAGCUCGACAGAGAACUUUACAAAUCUGAGAAAAUUCCUAUCAUCUUUUAUAACAUCAUCUAGGAGAUCUUUGGCACAGAGUAAAUACUCUCAGUUACAUAAAAUAAAGAAUGGCAUAUUGUUGGAAAACAGAUCGCGAUUCCAGUGAAUCACAUGAAAAACAGCAGGAGCACCACGAAUCUCACUCUGUAAAUCAACCCCUUUUUCCUAGCCAAGUCAGUCUGGGAUUUGAUCAUAUAGUGGAUGAAAUCAGCAAUAAAGUCCCACUCUAUCAGAGAGAAAUUGAAAAAAACACCAUUUUUGUGCCCAGCGCAUCAAGCUGGGACUCAAGAAGGCACUCAUUAGAUGAAACACACCAAAUAUCCUUGAAUGAAUUCAUUUCUAGAAGUUCAGAGCUCUCCUGUCACCAAGGGAGUAAAACACCAGUAAUUGGCUUUAGCCAUUCUGUGCUACCAGAUUCUCAACGCAAGAAAAAAGAAAGCUCUUGGGGAAACCCCACAGAAAAUUACCAUGGUGCUGAUGAUUCCAGAUUCGAUAUUUUAGCUCCACCAUCAAGUGGUCUGGAUAAAACUAAUUCACGGAGCGAACUGGAAAAUGAAAAUCAUAACUACCAUAUAGGAUUUGAAAGUAGUAUUCCUCUUAUAUAUCCAACCUCCUCAAAUGACUCGAUGCCAAAAGAAGAAAAUAAAAGGAGGAGAAAUAUGAACAUUGUGGAACCUUCUCUGAUGAUCUUUAAAGGUUCUCUUCUACCCAGGACGUGGGAAAGUACAUGUCCAAAGAACAUAGAGCCGACAGGUUGUACCAUUCAGCUGGUUGAAGUACCUCAAGGCAGUAAUAUGAGUCUGGCUUCCUUUUGCGACAAAGUAAAAAAAAUAAGAGAAACCUAUCAUGCAGAUGACAUUAACUCCAAUUCGGGGAAGAUCUGGAGCACGACUACAGCAUUUCCAUAUAGGCUCUUUCCUAAUACUAAAUUUAAUAUAAGUAUUUUUACUGAUAACUCAACACAACAACUUCAUUUUAUGCCAUAUGCUAAUUAUCUUGUGAAAGACCUAAUCGCAGAAAUUCUACAUCUUUGCACCAAUGACCAGUUAUCAUCUAAAGAUCACCUUCUAAGUAUAUGUGGCUAUGAAGAAUUUUUACAAAAUGACCAGUAUUUGGGAAGCCACAGGAUAUUUCAGAAAAAUAAAUCUGUUCUUCAACUUACUCUACAGAAAAACAGGGAAGCUCCAGGAAAGUUAUCUCGAAAGCAUGCAGAUGACCACAGUCAGUUUUAUCUGAAUCAACUUCUACAAUUUAUGCAUAUUUGGAAAGUAUCCAGACAGUGUCUCUCAACGGUAAUAAAAAAAUAUGACUUCCACCUGCGAUACUUAUUGAAAACCCAGCAAAAUAUGGAUAAUAUGAUUGAAGAAGUUAAAAAUAUAUGUGGUGUUCUGGGAUGUGUGGAGACCAAACAAAUUACAGAUGCUAUAAAUGAACUAAAUCUUAUUCUUCAGAGAAAGGCAGAGAGUUUUCAUCAAAAUUCAGAAACUUCAACAAAAGGUUUGAUUGAAAAAGUGACAACCAAACUAUCCAUGUCCAUCUACCAGCUAAUUGAUAUCUAUUGCUGCAGCUUUUAUGCAGAUUUCCAGCCUCUGAAUGCACCUAAUAGUGUUUCCUGUGUAAAUCUUGGGCUCCAUUCCCACCUUAGUUUCACAGUGUAUGCUGCUCACAACAUUCCAGAGACCUGGGUGCACAGCUAUAAAGCAUUUUCUUUUUCCUGUUGGCUUACAUAUGCUGGAAAGAAGCUGUGUCAAGUGAGAAACUACAGAAAUAUUCCAGUCAAAAAAUUAUUAUUUUUCUUGGUCAACUGGAAUGAAACGAUCAAUUUUCCUCUUGAAAUAAAGGCACUUCCAAGGGAAUCUAUGCUCACCAUAAAACUGUUUGGGGUUACCUGUGCCACCAACAGUGCAGAUUUAUUGGCCUGGACUUGUUUUCCACUGUUUCCAAAACAAAGGUACAUUCUCCGGUCUGUGCUAUUCAGCACCACAUUGCAGGAUGAGCCUCCCCUAGAAAUGAUAGCUCCAGGAGUGUGGGAUAUAAGUCAGCCAUCCCCAGUGACCCUGCAGAUUAAUUUUCCAGCUACUGAGUGGGAGUAUAUGAAACUUGAUUCUCAAGAGAACAGAAGUGAUCUUGAAGAACCACCAAAAGAGUGUUUAAAACAUAUCUCCAGACUUUCACAAAAACAGUCUCCUUUACUACUCUCUGAAGAAAAGAGAAGAUACUUAUGGUUUUAUCGCUUCUACUGCAAUAAUGAAAAUUGCUCCCUUCCUUUGGUCCUGGGUAGUGCCCCUGGAUGGGAUGAAAAAACUGUUUCAGAAAUGCAUGCCAUUUUGAGAAGAUGGAAAUUUUCUCACCCUUUGGACGCUCUUGGACUUUUGACUUCCAGUUUUCCAGAUCAAGAAAUUCGUAAAGUGGCGGUUCAACAAUUAGACAAACUCUUGAAUGAUGAACUACUGGAAUAUCUCCCACAGCUAGUUCAGGCUGUCAAGUUUGAGUGGAACCUUGAAAGUCCUCUAGUGCAGCUCCUGUUACACCGCUCAUUGCAAAGCAUCCAGAUUGCCCAUCGUCUUUACUGGCUGCUAAAGGAUGCACAGAAUGAAGCUUAUUUUAAAAGCUGGUAUCAGAAACUAUUGGCUGCUCUCCAAUUCUGUGUAGGAAAAGCCUUGAGUGAUGAGUUUUCCAAGGAGAAGAAACUUAUAAAAAUUCUGGGAGACAUUGGGGAAAAAGUCAAAUCUGCCAGUGACCCUCAAAGACAGGAGGUUCUAAAGAAAGAGAUUGGAAGACUAGAAGAAUUCUUUCAGGGUUCCGAUACCUGUCACCUUCCUCUGAACCCUGCCGUGUGCAUCAAGGGGAUUGAUGGCAAUGCAUGUUCGUAUUUCACAUCUAAUGCUUUGCCAUUAAAGAUUACUUUCAUUAAUGCUAAUCCAAUGGGCAGGAACAUCAGCGUCAUUUUUAAGGCUGGAGAUGAUCUUCGUCAGGAUAUGCUUGUUCUGCAAAUUAUUCAAGUGAUGGACAAUAUUUGGCUGCAGGAGGGCCUGGAUAUGCAAAUGAUCAUUUAUAGAUGUCUAUCCACAGGAAAAGGCCAAGGAUUGGUGCAGAUGGUGCCUGAUGCUGUAACCCUAGCAAAAAUCCAUCGCCAUUCUGGACUGAUAGGACCACUGAAAGAAAAUACAAUCAAAAAGUGGUUCAGUCAGCACAACCAUUUAAAGGUGGAUUAUGAACAGGCCUUGAGGAACUUUUUCUAUUCCUGUGCUGGCUGGUGUGUGGUAACGUUCAUCCUGGGAGUCUGUGACCGACACAAUGACAAUAUCAUGCUGACCAAGUCGGGCCACAUGUUUCAUAUUGACUUUGGAAAAUUCUUGGGUCAUGCACAAACAUUUGGAGGGAUAAAAAGGGACCGGGCCCCUUUUAUUUUUACUUCAGAGAUGGAGUACUUUAUUACAGAGGGUGGGAAAAACCCACAACAUUUCCAAGAUUUUGUGGAGCUCUGCUGUCGAGCUUAUAACAUUGUCAGAAGACACAGCCGACUGCUCUUGAACCUACUAGAAAUGAUGCUACAUGCAGGAUUGCCUGAGCUAAGUGGAAUCCAAGACCUGAAAUAUGUGUAUGAUAACCUUCGUCCACAAGAUUCAGAUCUGGAAGCGACAAGUCAUUUUACCAAGAAAAUAAAGGAAAGUCUGGAGUGUUUCCCUGUUAAAUUGAAUAACUUGAUCCACACGCUUGCACAAAUGACUGCCAUAAGCCCUGCUAAAUCCACUUCACAGACUUUUUCUCAGGAAUCCUGUAUGCUGAGUGCAACUAGGUCAAUCCAAAAAGCGACCAUUUUAGGGUUCAGCAAGAAAACUAAUCAUCUGUAUCUAAUCCAGGUGACUCACAGUAAGAACGAAACAAUCCUCACAGAAAAAUCAUUCGACCAGUUUUCAAAACUUCACAGCCAACUUCAAAAGCAGUUUGUAUCAUGGACCCUCCCAGAGUUUCCUCAUUGGUGGCACUUACCUUUUACAAAUUCAGAUCACAAAAGAUUCAGAGAUCUAAAUCAUUACAUGGAACAGAUAUUAAAUGGAUCGUAUGAAGUCGCAAACAGUGAUUGUGUACUCAGUUUUUUCCUCUCUGAUCCUGUGGAACAGGCAGUGGAAGAACUGUCACCUGUGGACCUAGGUGAGAAGUUUCCUGACAAGAAACCUAAGGUCCAGCUAGUCAUAUCCUAUGAGGAUGCGAAGCUGACCAUACUUGUGAAGCACAUGAAAAACAUUCAUCUCCCAGAUGGCUCUGUGCCCAGUGCACAUGUUGAAUUUUAUCUUCUACCAUACCCCAGUGAAGUUCGUAGGAGGAAAACAAAAUCUGUUCCAAAAUGUACCAACCCCACUUACAAUGAAAUUGUAGUAUAUGAUGAAGUCACAGAGCUCCAAGGACAUGUCUUAAUGCUUAUUGUGAAGAGCAAAACCACGUUUGUAGGAGCAAUCAACAUCCGACUUUGUAGUGUUCUGCUCAAUGAAGAAAAAUGGUAUCCACUAGGAAACAAUAUAAUUUGAGCAUGACUCUGAACAUAUGCAUUUAUUAACUACUUGUAUUUUUUUCACUUUGGGGCCUCUCUAUCACAAGGUCAGGGCAUUUAUGUUAUCAAAGAUAGUGUGGUGUGCUAAGGACAAAAAGAAAUCAGGAUCAGUCUUUUAUAGUUAUUUAUUCUCUAUCUGGGUUUCAUUAUUUUCUUAGAAACUUUUCUCCAAUUGAUUGUGCAAUAUUCAAUGUGUAAAAUAAGGACAGGAGUUCCCAUCGUGGCUCAGUGGUUAAUGAAUCCGACUAGGAACCAUGAGGUUGGAGGUUCAAACCCUGGCCUUGCUCAGUGGAUUAAGGAUCUGGCGUUGCCGUGAGCUGCAGUGUAGGUCACAGAUGAGGCUCGGAUCCCGCAUUGCUAUGGCUCGGGUGUAGGCCAGGGACUACACCUCCGAUUAGACCCCUAGCCUGGGAACCUCUAUAUGCCAUGUGUGCAGCCCUAGAAAAGGCAAAUAAAUAAAUAAAUAAAUAAAUAAAUAAAUAAGAAAAGGACAUUUAAUUUUAAUAUAUCUUUUAAAUCAAACAUGCAUUCACAUUUUAAUUGUGUGCCUACAAUUAAAGGAAAUAUUUUAAUGUAUUUUCCAGAAAAGACAAGCAAAUAAAUAAAUCUCACCAAUUAC